AUGAAUCCAUUUAGAUUGAUAGGUGACUUGUUGCAUAUCACUGCAAUUCUCUUAUUGUUAUUCAAAAUAAAGAAUGAUAGAUCAUGUAAUGGUAUUUCAUUAAAGAGUCAAAUAUUAUAUUCGGUUGUGUUUACAACUAGAUAUCUAGAUCUAUUUGUAUCACACUAUUCUUAUUAUAAUACUAUGAUGAAGAUCAUCUAUCUUUGUGCAUCCUACUACAUCAUUUACUUGAUCACCGUCAAGUUCAAGUUUACCUACGACAAGGAGCAUGAUAACUUUAGAAUUCACUUCCUCAUUAUUCCAUGUGCCAUUCUAUCAUUGUUCUUAUACGAUAGAACUACCAACGAUACUAUUUUAGAGAUAUUAUGGACAUUCUCAAUCUUUUUAGAAUCAGUUGCAAUUUUACCACAACUAUUCUUGUUACAGAGAACAGGUGAAGUAGAAUCAUUGACAUCGAACUAUAUCAUUUGUCUUGGUGGAUAUCGUGCAUUUUACUUUUUGAAUUGGAUUUACAGAAUUUUCACUGAGGAUUUCUCUGGUAUGUUGGUCAUGUUUGCUGGUGUUAUCCAAACUAUUCUCUACUGCGACUUUUUCUAUUAUUACUUUAAGAGUAAAUGGUUAGGAAAUAAAUUAGUUUUGCCACAAUAA
Messenger RNA from Heterostelium album PN500, 648 nucleotides. It is a transcript of the gene kdelr, whose product is annotated as ER lumen protein-retaining receptor. The record is from RefSeq and is a predicted model, not a curated record. Gene Ontology annotation, molecular function: ER lumen protein retrieval receptor activity. The transcript has 4 exons. NCBI's taxonomy places the organism in Eukaryota, Evosea, Eumycetozoa, Acytosteliales, Acytosteliaceae. Gene Ontology annotation, biological process: endoplasmic reticulum to Golgi vesicle-mediated transport; protein retention in ER lumen. Bases 1 to 648 code for a protein of 215 amino acids. Gene Ontology annotation, cellular component: membrane; cis-Golgi network; endoplasmic reticulum.